GACUGGGGACAGUGGUGGUACCUCGGGGAUCCCAAUCCAGGUUCUGGUGGCCGUUGGAAGAGAGGGAGCAGGAGGAGAAGGGCCUCCCUCACUUCAGCCGAAAGGAAGCGGGCGUCCCUAUCUGCUUCUGAUGGACAGGGACGGGGACCGGAUGGGGUUCCGGAUCCGGGAGGCGAGGGGGCGGUCUUGAUGGAAGGAUUUGAUGGCCAACUGGGGCCUGGAUGCAGAUGAUCCUUUUUCUGAUGGCAGAAGGUCAGUAGUAGCCUAACACUACAUCACAGUGCAUAUGUCACUCAUCUCACCUCGUGUCACCAUGUAGGCGCUUUAUCAUCUCACAUCGUCACAAGAAAGUGUAAGGAGGGAAAAUGACUGCCGGUGCAGUGUGUGUCCCUCAGAUCAUACCAUUGCGGGUGCCUCCGCCUGGAAAAGCCAACCAUGAAAUUGAUAACAAUACACUUUUGGAAAUGAAAUCAGACACCCCAGAUGUCAACAUAUAUUAUACGCUGGAUGGCAGCAAACCUGAAUUUCUGAAGAAAAUUGGUUAUGGCGAAAACAGUACAUUUAAGUAUACGAAGCCUAUUACUCUGCCUGAUGGAAAAAUACAAGUUAAAGCUAUUGCAGUCUCUAAGGAUUGCAGACAGAGUGGCAUUGUAACAAAGGUGUUUCAGGUGGGCUACGAACCACCAAAUACAGUCUCUUCUGAAGGCAAUGUUGAAAAUGUUCUCAAAGAUUCUUCAAAGCAGGAACUGAAAAAUGGAUUUGUUGGGCCAAGACUACAGAAGAAAUGCAAGGAUGCUGAAAAUAAACAGGGUUGGAAUGUUAACCUUAGAAAGUCUCCAGACCUUGAGGUAGGUGAAAGAACUGACUCUAAAACAUGGAAAGAUCUCCGUUCCUCAGAGAGUCCACGGGAAAUCCCACCUUAUCAUGAAGAAUCAGGUUCUAGACCACCCACCCGCCAGUCUCAGUUCCCUAGUUUUGCACACAUAACUGGCCAGAAGAGUUUGACAAGCACAGAGAUCAUGAGAAUUCAAAGAGAGACAGACUUUCUCAAGUGUGCCUACUGCCUGGCCCCCCGCCCAUCUGACCCCUUUGCCCGCUUCUGUCAAGAAUGUGGCUCUCCUGUCCCGCCCAUAUUUGGCUGUCGUCUCCCACCCCCAGAAGGAGCUCAGAUGGGCUUGUGUGCAGAGUGUGGAAACAUGGUGCCCAUGAACACUCCCAUCUGUGUGGUGUGUGAGGCCUCUCUUACCCCACAGCUGCAGCCACAGGCCAGCCUGCGCUUGAAGGAGAAAAUAAUCUGCCACUCCUGUGGCACAGGGAAUCCAGCUCACCUGAAAUACUGUGUCACCUGUGAGGGAGCCCUGCCGCCAUCACAGGAGCAGCUCAUGCGCAGUGGAAAUAAAGCCCCUCCUCCACCCACUCAGAAAGGGGAGACCAUUUCCUGCUCCAAGUGUGGUCGCAGGAAUCGCAGGGAAGCUUGCUUCUGUGACUGGUGUGGAGCCACGCUGGGCAUUUCUGCCUGCUACUCUGUUUGCCCUAAAUGUGGAGCUAGCAAUCACCCAUCUGCCCGAUUCUGUGGCUCCUGUGGUAUUUAUGUGAAGUCCUUGGCAAGAUUUAGCGUGGACAACAGCCUGGCUCUCGCUGCUGGAGAAGUUGGCCCUUUUGCUGAGCCCCGAUCUGCCUGGCAGCCCCUAAAUGUUCCUUUGCUCAGACCUGAGGCUGGGACUCGGAAGGACAUGGGCACACAGACUACCGGCCUGUUCUACCCAUCUGGUGCACUACUAGCCAAAAAGGAACUGGAAAUGGCUUCUCAAAAGCAGAGGCAGGAGAAAAUGAGUGACCAUAAACCUCUCCUCACAGCCGUCAGCCCAGGAAGAGGUGAGGGAAAAGGGUACUGGAGAAAACAGUUGGAUCAUAUCUCUGCUCACCUCAGGUCUUACGCUCAGAACAACCCUGAGUUCCGGGCCUUGAUUGCAGAACCCAGAAUGGGAAAGCUUAUCUCUGCUACUGUCCAUGAAGAUGGCUAUGAAGUUAGCAUCCAGCUGAACUACAUUCAAGUAUCAAACAAGAACCUUUACUUCAGCAAGUCUGUGGAUUUCAGCAACCACUUCCUGAGCAGCGUCACUGAGGGUGGUAAUGGGCCGUUUGGCAGCAGGUCCAGCCUGGUGAGCGACUACAGCCAGAGCACCUCUGAUACCACUGAAAAAGUCAAGAGGACAAAGAACUUCAAGACCAAAACAGUUCAAGAAAAGGAGCAGCUCACACCUGAAAACAGACUCCUGCUGAAGGAAGUCGGACCGACAGGGGAAGGAAGAGUCGCUGUGAUUGAACAGCUGCUCAAUGAGGGAGCAGAUCCCAACUGCAGGGAUAGUGAGGAGCGACCCGUCCUAAUCAUGGCUGUUGUGAAUCAGCACCAUGAAGCGAUUCCGGUUCUCGUGCAGAGAGGAGCCGACACCGAGCAGCGGUGGGGACCGCUUCGAAAUACAGCUCUUCAUGAAGCGACCCUGCUUGGCCUGGUAGGAAAAGAGUGCGUCGCUGCUUUACUGCGAUGUAAUGCAAGCAUCCAAAAGAAGAACAUGAAUGGUCAGACGGCAUAUGACCUGGCAUUGAACACUGGGGAUGAGGUCAUCACCUCGCUCUUUGCUGCUAAGCUCGGCCUGGAUGACUCUUAGAUCCAAGAUCCUGUGCGAGACCUAACUGCAAGAAACCAUCCAGCUCUGGCUGUUCUCUGUUUCUUUCUGAGAUGUGUUAUUUGUGGUUUGGGAAUUGAGGUUGAGAGGAAGGCAGAGGGUUUUUUUUUUUUUUUUUAAUGUGACAGUGUAAGCCACCACGUGACCAUUUCCCAGUAGGCUCUGGAUGGUGACGAACUUCACAUGUUUUUUUAAAGGGUCUCUUGCUGCUUAUUUUGGAAUUUUCUUUUAAAUUUAUUUUUAAUAGAUAAUAAUUGCUUAUGGUUCAAAGCUAAACAAUAUGAAGUGUUAAGUAGUAAAAACUCUGCCACCCCUGUCCCACACAGCCACCCACGUCCCCUCCUUGGAGGCUCCAAUGAUCCCAGUGUCAUCUGCGUCUUUCCAGAAAUAGUAGAUUAUAUAAGCACAUGUAUAUAAUAUAUGCGUAUGUACAUAUAGGGUAUAUACUAAAUACAAAUAUAGAGAACAGAUAUAUUCUUUCUCCUCUCUUAAGACAAGUACUAGCAAACCACACACCCAUCUGAUGUUUUACAUCUUGUUCUUUUCCUUAAUAUCUCUUGUAGGUGGUUCCAAAUUAGUACCUAAAGAUUAAGUUUAUGUAAAAACUUUCAUUUCUGAUGUGAAGUAUUCCUGUUGUCGUGGUUUGUUCUUCAGUUGACAAACAGGCCUUGAAUAAGCCCAUGUACAGGAAUGUGCAAUUUUGACUGACUUAUUUUUUCAGACUGUGAUUUCAGUCUUUGGGUGAUAAUGCUGCAAUCGUGGAGUCCCUAAAUAGUUUCUGUUCAAGUCUGUUGACAGAGUAUCUGUUAGUUUAGAAUGAUUAAUACAGCACAAUAAAUAGACUUGGCUGACUGCU
This is a messenger RNA of Suricata suricatta (meerkat), 3543 nucleotides long. RefSeq names its product double zinc ribbon and ankyrin repeat domains 1 (gene DZANK1). Lineage: Eukaryota; Metazoa; Chordata; Mammalia; Carnivora; Herpestidae. Gene Ontology annotation, molecular function: protein binding. The coding region runs from base 366 to 2669 and encodes 767 amino acids. The transcript is spliced from 22 exons. Gene Ontology annotation, biological process: eye photoreceptor cell development. The record is from RefSeq and is a predicted model, not a curated record.